Messenger RNA from Coregonus clupeaformis (lake whitefish), 2470 nucleotides. Its product is annotated as arylsulfatase B. The coding region runs from base 234 to 1826 and encodes 530 amino acids. The record is from RefSeq and is a predicted model, not a curated record. The transcript has 8 exons. NCBI's taxonomy places the organism in Eukaryota, Metazoa, Chordata, Actinopteri, Salmoniformes, Salmonidae.
UAUUCAACCUGGAAGACAGCGAAAUAAUAUUGCUCGUACAUUUCCUCAUCAACCCCCAAGACAUUUUGUGAUUUGCUGCUUUUUAAUUAAAUAAGCUAAGUACAUUACCUUUCUGAAUCAUGCUUUCGACUGUCGUUCAGGCGUUACUGAUACCGUAGAUCUGUACUUCCUUGUUUACACGAAGAGUAUAAUUUCUUUCGAAGUUCUUCACUUCGAUUUGAGGAAGGGGGACAAUGUUUCCUGUAAAAUUGAUUUGUGUGAUUGCCACUGCAAUUAUCUUGCUGUCAUGCCCUUUGUUUUUAGAGGGUAAACAGCCGCCGCACAUAGUAUUCAUACUUGCUGACGACUUCGGCUGGAAUGAUGUUGGAUACCACGGUUCAGAGAUCAAGACGCCGAAUCUGGACAAACUGUCGGCUAAAGGUGUCCGGCUGGAGAAUUAUUACGUUCAACCUUUAUGUACACCUUCUAGGAACCAAUUUAUGACCGGCAGAUAUCAGAUCCACACAGGCAUGCAACACCAGAUCAUCUGGCCGUGCCAGCCCUACUGUGUUCCACUGGAUGAGAAGCUGCUGCCACAGCUGAUGAGAGAGGCAGGCUAUGCCACCCACAUGGUGGGCAAGUGGCACCUGGGCAUGUACCGCAAAGACUGCUUGCCAACACGCAGAGGGUUCGACUCCUAUUUCGGCUAUCUGACAGGCAGUGAGGACUACUUCAGUCACCAGCGCUGCAGUCAUGUCCCUCUCCUGAAUGUGACCCGCUGUGCCCUGGACCUGAGAGAGGGGGAGGAGGUUGCUACUGGAUACACAGGGACCUACUCCACUCAGCUGUUUACCGACAGGGUUACCAGCAUCAUCGCUAAACAGGACUCCAAAAAGCCCCUCUUCCUCUAUGUGGCUCUUCAAGCGGUCCACGCCCCUCUCCAGGUUCCAGAGCGCUACGUCGCCCCCUACAGUUUUAUAAAGGACCCGAACCGCAGGCUGUACGCUGGUAUGGUGUCAGCUAUGGACGAGGCUGUGGGCAACAUCACACUGGCACUGCAGGAGACAGGCCUCUGGGACAACACUGUACUGGUCUUCUCUACAGAUAACGGUGGUCAGACUCUGACAGGGGGUUCUAACUGGCCUCUGAGAGGCAGGAAGUGGUCACUGUGGGAGGGUGGGGUUAGGGGCGUUGGCUUUGUGACCAGCCCGCUGCUGAAACAACCUGGGACCGUCAGCCGCCAACUCAUACACAUCUCUGAUUGGCUGCCGACACUGAUGGGCCUGGCCGGGGGAUCGACCAAUGGGACGAAGCCGCUGGACGGGUUUAAUGUGUGGAACGCUAUCAGUAAAGGUUACGCGUCGCCCAGACUGGAGCUGCUACACAACAUUGACCCUCUCUACGUUGACAUCGCGCCAUGUCCAGGCAGGCCUUCCCAGGGGUUGUCUGUGUCUGAUGCUCCAGUGAGUGGUGGUGGCUCCAACUCCAACCCUUGGUCCUGGUCUAACUCAGGCUUCAACGUGUCUAUCCACGCUGCCAUCCGCAGCAUGCAGUGGAAGCUGCUGACUGGCUACCCAGGCUGUGACCGAUGGUUCCCCCGUCCAGGCUUGGAGGACCGUUCUGGAACCAACAGUACUGGUUCUGGUAAUCCCCUGAAGCCUGUGAUGCUGUUUGAUGUGGAGGCAGACCCAGAAGAGAGGGAUGAGGUGUCUGACCAACACCCCAAUGUAGUGGACAAUCUCCUCAGGAGAUUAGGCCACUACCUGCAGAGGUCUCAGCCAAUCAACUUCCCCGAUGACGACCCCAGGUGUGACCCUGGCACUGGAGCCUGGGGGCCCUGGGAAUGAUGGUGGUGGUGAUGAUGAUGACGAUGAAGGAGAAGUGUAAAGUGCCAGAUUUCAGCGAUGAAGAGAUACAUGAAGAUUAUUCAAGAUCUCAAUGACCACUUUUCCUCAGGGAGGGUGUGUGGGGCUGUGUAUGUGUGCUGCAGCCGUAGAUGCGUGUCUGUGUGAGAGAGGCUGUCUGGUGUUUUAUUGAGUCACUUUAAAAGGUACCAUUUGAUGUUUUAUGAUGCAACAAAACUCAAAUCAGGUCAUGAUGUUACUUAAAUACAUUUCCAUUUUAGUUGUUUUAGCAGACGCUCUUAUCCAGAGCGACUUACAGGAGCAAUUAGGGUUAAGUGCCUUGCUCAAGGGCACACAAUAAAUAUUUCACAUAGCUGGCUCGGGGAUUCGAACCAGCAACCUUUUGGUUUCUGGCCCAAUGCUCUUAACUGCUAGGCUACCUGCCGCCCCUACCUGUCGAAUAGAAGCUAGUUUUAAUGUAUUUCAUGGGUGGUCCAAGUAGAGAAUAUACAGAACCCGUCAAAAGUGAAGAUUUUUCAAAUGUUAUAUCUGACUAUGUGAAAUUCUUAUAUGCUAAUUCAAAGAAACCUUUCAAAUACAAUAACUAUUCCCUUAUGUGCAAUAAAAAAGAGGAAAGGGUGAGUAAA